GGAAGUUACACCCUGUAGUGCAGUAUUUCCAACCAGCCAAUAGUGGAAAACGCCUCCGCCAAUGACUCAAGCAAAGGAAGGGGGUGAGAUUAACAGGGAUUCUCAGCAGCAGCAGCGGUCCUGUUAUUAUAAAGGGGAAAAAUCGCAAUGGGAAGCACGGACUCAAAACUGAACUUCAGGAAAGCAGUGAUUCAACUGACAACCAAAACACAGCCAGUGGAAGCCACAGACGAUGCCUUCUGGGACCAGUUCUGGGCAGACACUACCACCACAGUCCAGGAUGUUUUUGCACUGGUGCCAGCUGCAGAGAUAAGAGCUGUUAGAGAGGAGUCUCCCUCAAAUUUAGCAACCCUCUGCUAUAAGGCUGUGGAGAAGCUGGUACAGGGUGCAGAGUCUGGUUGCCCAACAGAGAGGGAGAAGCAGGUGAUCCUAAACUGCACUCGCAUCCUGGCACGCAUCCUUCCUUACAUCUUUGAGGACCAGGACUGGAGAGGAUUCUUCUGGUCAACUGUGCCUGGUGCUGGGCGGGCUGGGACAGAUGAGCUGGACGACGAUGAUGGCGCUCGGCCUCUGGCUGAGUCGCUGCUCCUGGCUAUCGCUGACUUGCUCUUCUGCCCUGACUUCACAGUGCACAGUCAUAAGAGGGGCCCUGACUCUGUAGAGAGCAUGCAGUCUAUUGACAGCUGUGAAUACAUCUGGGAGGCAGGGGUGGGCUUUGCACAGUCCCCUCCUCUCAACUACAUCCAUGAUCUGAAUAGGACAGAGCUGCUGAGAUUGUUACUGACCUGCUUCUCUGAGGCCAUGUACCUGCCCCCAUCAACAGACACAGGUGUCUUGAACCCCUGGGUGACAUUCUUCUGCUCCACAGAAAACAGACAUGCUCUGCCUCUGUUCACCUCCCUGCUGAAUGUGGUGUGUGCCUAUGAUCCCGUGGGCUACGGCAUCCCAUACAACCACCUGCUCUUCUCUGACUACCGGGAGCAGCUUGUGGAGCAGGCUGUACAGAUUCUCAUUGUGACGCUGGAGCAUGGCGGAGGGAUUUCCCACCGUCCUCCGUCCCCGUCCAGCAUGGAGGAACAAGAGUCCACAGGCCCUGAAAACCUUUUUGUGAAUUACUUAUCGAGGAUUCACAGAGAGGAGGAUUUUGACUUUGUAUUGAAAGGCCUUGCUCGUCUCCUGACUAACCCCUUGACUCAGACCUACCUGCCUAACUCUACCAAAAAGAUUCAGUUCCACCAAGAGCUGUUGGUGCUUUUCUGGAAGCUUUGCGACUUUAAUAAGAAGUUCCUGUUUUUCGUCUUGAAGAGCAGUGAUGUGCUGGAUAUUCUGGUUCCUAUACUCUUCUACUUGAAUGACGCCAGGGCUGAUCAGUCUCGUGUUGGCCUCAUGCACAUCGGUGUGUUCAUUUUGCUACUGCUGAGUGGGGAGAGAAACUUUGGUGUGCGCUUAAAUAAGCCCUACACCGUCCAUGUGCCUAUGGACAUCCCAGUGUUCACAGGCACUCAUGCUGACCUGCUCAUAGUGGUGUUCCACAAGAUUAUCACCACCGGCCACCAGCGGCUGCAGCCUCUCUUUGACUGCCUGCUGACUAUCAUUGUAAAUGUGUCUCCAUAUUUGAAGAGCCUGUCCAUGGUGGCAGCCAAUAAACUGCUCCACCUGCUGGAAGCCUUCUCCACCAGCUGGUUCCUGUUCUCUGCAGCCCAGAACCAUCACCUUGUAUUCUUCCUUCUGGAGGCUUUCAACAAUAUUAUCCAGUACCAGUUUGAUGGAAACUGCAACUUGGUGUACGCCAUCAUCCGCAAACGCAACGUGUUCCACCAGUUGGCCAACCUGCCCUCUGAUCCUGCCGCCAUCCAGAAGGCUUUACAGAAGAAAAAGAAGUCUCCUGAUGUCAUUUCCCGCACCAGCUCCCAGGAGACCGUUUCCAUGGAGGGCUCUCAUCCCGCUGUGCCGGCGGAGCCUGGUACACUGAAGGCCAGUCUGGUCGCUAUUCCAGGCAUUGAUAAACUGACAGAGAAGUCCCAGGUAUCAGAGGACGGCACCAUGGUGUCAGUACCAAAGACAGACUCCCUUCAGGCAGCUCAUCCAGACCAAAGUGCAGUCGCCGGGACCAGUGACACAGAAUCAACCUCAGGCCGAGAUAACGAAGAUGUUUUUUACACUGAAGCAGAAAUGGAGAGAAGGCGUUUGUCAAGUGCAUCUUCAACAUCACUUUGGGCUCCCACACCAGACUGGGUCCUCUCCUGGAAAUGCAAACUACCCCUGCAGACUAUCAUGCGCCUUCUACAAGUGCUCGUUCCCCAGGUGGAGAAGAUCUGCAUUGACAAGGGUCUGACAGAUGAGUCAGAGAUUCUGAAGUUCCUCCAGCAUGGCACUUUAGUGGGCCUGCUGCCGGUUCCUCACCCCAUCCUCAUCAGAAAGUAUCAGGCCAAUGCAGGCACUGCCAUGUGGUUUCGCACCUACAUGUGGGGUGUGGUGUAUUUGCGCAAUGUGGACCCUCCUAUCUGGUAUGACACUGACGUCCGCCUUUUUGAGAUUCAGAGGAUGUGAACAGAAGACUGAAAAUAGGACCGUUGUACCUUUCUCUUCCCUUCAUUAUCUGCUGGUUUUCCAGUACACUUCACUGUGUUCAACUUGUCCCCGUUACCAUCUUUAAAGCUUGAAACAUUACAGAGAUGAGAUAAGACGGGAGAUGAUUGAAUUGUCAAUUUGUUCAAAAACUGUGUUCAUUUUUUUCACCUGAAGACCAUAGAAUGUUUGUCAGUGCACUGAGAUGAGCGUGUUUUGAAGGCUUAGGAUCUUUUCUCGUCAACAGAGAAGUGAAAGAGGAAAUAUGGUCAACCCUUUUGGUCGGAAUUAUCAAAGAUGAUGUGGUGCUUUCCAGCAGAGGCUUGUGACGUAUCUUGGACGGCACACUAUUGGUGUUUCACGUUAUUAGUCGUUCUUGCUAUGCUUAAAAGUGAACUUGCACUCUUUCUGAGUUGUCCGUUUUAAUGGUUGUAGCUUGUGACAAUGUAACUCUACUGGUUUUUGGAGAUACUACAGAUUGUAUGUUUUUAUGUACGGGGCCAGGUUUAAGUUUUCACAUGGCCUGCUAUGCUUUCAAUGCUCAAUGUUGAAAAUUGUAUUUUCCUUAAAUUAUUCUGAAAAUAUAUAUUGACAUGCAUCUGUGAAUUCUGUGUUGGUCCCAUCACGGACACUGUUUCCUAACUCUUUCAUGCAUUAUAAAUAGAAAAAGCCA
Molecule: messenger RNA, 3241 nt
Organism: Notolabrus celidotus (New Zealand spotty)
Lineage: Eukaryota; Metazoa; Chordata; Actinopteri; Labriformes; Labridae
Gene: hid1a
Product: HID1 domain containing a
Exons: 19
Coding region: 148-2550 (800 amino acids)
Cellular component (GO): Golgi trans cisterna; Golgi medial cisterna; membrane
Source: RefSeq, a predicted model, not a curated record